AUGAUCAACUCACCAUUAACCUAUAUUAACUUAAGGCCAAAUGCACCACCCAAUCGGCUCCUGCUGAUCGGCCGCCACAAACACAUCGGAAAAGUAGCUUUGGCCAUCCUUGCCGGAAUCCUCUGCCGCCAUAUAGUCAGCUGCCGGAAAGUACGAAUCACCGCUGUCGAGAAGCUGGCGGCCAUCAUCGUCCACCACGGCACUUCCAUCACUGCCCGUACUCAGACGGUCCUCAGCCUUCAUAGUCAGCUGAAGGCUCGGCAGAAGUGGGCCCACCGGGAGUGGGUCGGGUUUCUGACCCAGUUCCUCACCGGGCUUUUUCUCGGGCUGGAAUUUCUCACUUUGAGCUUGUCGUUUUCCUUGAGAAUGGAGUCGUAAUUGGAACUGAGAAAGUCAUAUGAGGCCUUAAGCUUAUCAUAAUCCCUCUCGAGCUGCUUGGUCUUCCACCUGGCACGGCGGUUUUGGAACCAAAUUGCUACUUGCCUCGGCUGCAAGCCCAGAUUCUUA
Striga asiatica is the source of this 507-nucleotide messenger RNA. Lineage: Eukaryota; Viridiplantae; Streptophyta; Magnoliopsida; Lamiales; Orobanchaceae. The record is from the annotation of a GenBank genome assembly.